GCUGUUGGGCAGAGGACAUUGGAGGUGUCCGCGCUGCUCGGUCUGACGGAAAGAGAGCAGUAUUGGAGGGCGGGCACCCGCUGCCGCAGUGGCACCUGAGCCGGAAUACGUCACAGCCGGCGCACCAGGCAAAGCUUCUAUGAGGAUGGAGCCGUACCCCAGCUCGGGCUCGGUACUCAGUAUCGCCGACCUGAUCCGGCCAUCUCCGGCCCGCAGCGGCGGCCUCUGCCCCAGCGGACCCGCGGGAGGGGUCUGUCCGGAGCCGAGCGAGGCCCGGGUGCCGGCACUACCCGCCGAACAGCUCACACCACAGCCCGAGACACAUCUGGAGCAGUUCUCCUCAGCGGCCCGCUCCAAGGGGUACCGGCUCGAGCGGCACCUCGACGAGCUGGCAGAGCGGCGCGACGAGCGAGCCGAGUCGAGAGCCCGCGUCGAGCCGGGCGAGCGGGCCACCAGAGACGUCCCAGACAACCACGACAGUGGGAAUGGAGCCCCGACUCGCGAGCCGGCACUGCGCGAGGCAGAUGAGAACCGCGCUCUGCCCGGCUUCCGGCUCAAAGCAUCCGGCAAGAAGGCCCGCGUCGGCAAGGUGAUGCGACUGAACGUGAACGCCCGCGAGCGGCGCCGCAUGCACGACCUCAACGACGCGCUGGACGAGCUGCGCUCCGUCAUCCCGUACGCGCACUCGCCCUCCGUGCGCAAACUGAGCAAGAUCGCCACCCUGCUGCUGGGCAAAAACUACAUCAUGAUGCAGGGGAACGCCAUCGAGGAGCUACGCAGGAUUAUCGCCUACCUCAGCCACCUGACGGGCAUUCACGUGCCGACGCCGGCGAUGGCGGCGUACGACUCACUGAAUCUGCAGGGAAACCUGCAGCCGCGCGUCGGCCUCCUGCCGGCGCUGGGCGAGGACGUGAGGCCAGAGUUCAGCAUGUCACCGUCGCCGCAGGGUCUCAGCGACUGAGCCGGCUGUGGCUCAGCGAGUGAGCCGGCUGUGGCUCAGCGAAUGAGCCGCCUGUGGCUCAGUGAGUGAGCCGCAUAUGGCUCAGCGACUGAGCCGUAUGUGGCUCAGCAGCCGAGCCGGCGGUGGCCCAGCGACUGACUCGGCUGUGCGCCGUGGGGGCUCCCGGUUCAGCAACUGAGACUGAGCCGACUGUCGGUGGCAGAGACCGAGACUGAGGCGGGGUCUUUGUUGGACACGCGGUGGAGAAAGCUGUCUCCGGUGUGGGAGUCUGUCCCGCCCGCGGCAUGUGGAAAGGUAUCUGCGUGCGUGAAUAUAAAAUUGUCAAAUGAAAAGAGCUGGCGACAAAAGUCAGACUGCGUGCGACUUGUGAGUGGAAAUUAGCACAAUUGUCAGAGCCACUGAUUGGGUGUUGGAAGAAUCGACUUUGUUGUCUUGCAGCAAUCUGACAUUCUUGUUGCUAAAAUCCGGGCUAAACGAUUGCUCGGAUACAGACAACUGGAUACGUGAUGAUUUAUUGCAACUUUUAGUGAUUGCGAGUAUGGGAGCUCGAGUGAGUGUGUGUCGCUUUUGUGAAUGGUGAACGCUGCGCUGUAAUAUAUUUAUUUGUGAAUGGUGAUAGCGUUCCCUCACCCACCGAUCAUCAGUGGUUUAAUUCAUGGAGAUGUGUUACUGACGACGAGUGUGCCAACAAACUUUGGAUGGUGGCUUGUUUUUCUUCACAUCUACAUCAUUCAUUUACUA
This is a messenger RNA of Amphibalanus amphitrite, 1702 nucleotides long. RefSeq names its product class E basic helix-loop-helix protein 22-like. The transcript has 2 exons. The coding region runs from base 140 to 961 and encodes 273 amino acids. NCBI's taxonomy places the organism in Eukaryota, Metazoa, Arthropoda, Thecostraca, Balanomorpha, Balanidae. Gene Ontology annotation, molecular function: protein dimerization activity. The record is from RefSeq and is a predicted model, not a curated record.